GAAAGAAAAGAAAGAGAGAAACUUUUCUUUUGGUUUUUCCAAAAAAAAAAGAAAAGAAAAGAAAAGAAAAUGAUUUUAAUAAUAUUAUCCAAAAGGUCAGAAGCCGACAAAACUAUCCUUCCAUCAGGCAUCAGUGGUAUACCCUGUAAAUUUGCCUAAACUCUCUGCUUAUGUCUAAAAAUCAACUCCUCUGUGGCGCACUUUAGAAGAAGAGAAGAGAAAAUACAAGAAAGUGAAAAACCCACAAAACUGAGAAAAGAAAAGCUCUUUCAAGUUUCAACUAAAAAUAGUGGAAGGAACCCCAAAAUCUCUCCCAACUUCUUUCCUUCUGUCUAUCUUUUGUGCGUGUUGUCUUUUUUUCCUUCUUGUUUUUGGGAGUGAAAAUAAAAAAAAUGGAGCAAAUUUUGGCUAUCUUCAAGCUUGAAGCUUGUGGCAUCAUCUAGGAGAAAAAAAAGUUUUCUUCUUUUGUUCAACUCCGUUUAUUAGUUUUUGUUAAAAGAUAAUAGUAGGGUUGAUGGGGAGAGGUUGCAGGAGGAUGAUAGCAGGAAAUUUGGAUCCAGAAAGAAAAAGAAGUGGUGGGUUGAGAACGAAGCAGGCUGGUAGAGGCUCUUGUAGAGGAAGUUAGCUUUAGUUGCUCCCCCGUUUCUUUUAAAUGUGGAAUAUUACAAAGACUGCAUUUUGAGUCGUUUUUUGUUGGUUGCUUUGCCUCAAUAUUAUAUAUCUUUUGGUCUUUGAGAAGAAGGGAAAAAAAAGGAGAAGAGCUAUGGGUGGUUUGUUGAAAGAAGGUUUGAAGUCACUUUGUGGGGUGAGUCAGUGGUCUUAUGCUGUGUUUUGGAAGAUCGGCUGCCAGAAUACUAGGUUACUGAUUUGGGAGGAAUGUUUCUAUCAACCUGCACCGUCUUCAGUCUCUCCAUCCCUUGUUGGAGUUCAGAACCCUGAGUUGUCAUUUGGAGAGCGGGAGGGGUGCUGGGGUUUAGAAACUUCCUCUCAACUUGGGAGUCAAAAAUGGGAUGACAAAGUCCAUUUGCUGAUAAACAAAAUGAAUAUAAAUAAUCGUAUUAAUAUAGUAGGUCAAGGGUUAGUUGGCCGAGCUGCAUUUACUGGUAAUCAUCAGUGGAUUCUUGCAAAUAAUUAUGUUACAGAUGCCCACCCCCCUGAGGUUCUGAAUGAGGUCCAACUCCAAGUUUCAGCUGGCAUGCAGACUGUUGCAGUCAUUCCUGUUCUUCCUCAUGGUGUUCUUCAACUUGGUUCUUCCAUGACUAUUAUGGAGAACAUGGGAUUUCUGAAUGAUGUGAAAAGUUUGAUUCUUGGUUUGGGAUGCAUCCCUGGAGCGCUUCUUUCUAACAGCUAUGGAACAAAUGAAUGCAUUGAGAAAGCUGGGAUUCCCAUUUCCUUUGGAAAGCCCAUUUCAAUGGAUUCAGCUGGAACUUGUAGACCUACAACUUCAAUGACUUCAGUUUUUGAAGGCUGCAACCAACAAAGCAGUUCAUCUCAGGCUUCAAGGAUUGUUGGUCAAUCAUCUUCCCAAGAAAACUCGCAGGGUGCCACUUCAACAUCCAGAUUACCUGGCCUGAUCCAAACUUUGGCUAGAUUUAAUGCUGAUCAAUGUGAAUCAGAUAUCUGUCCAGAGAUGAAGCCAAAUAGAAACUUUAGAAGUCUAAUGGACUGUGGAGUUGUUGGUGCUGAAGUAACUCACUCUAACUCAGCUUUGUGGCUGAACCCUCAAGUUUCUUUUUGCAACUCACAGUCUGAGUUCAAUUGUCAGCCUAUGAUUGGUCAAUCAAUUGCCAGUCAUUGUAGCAUAAAAUCAACGGGGCAACAGGUUUUAUCUGAUGGCAUCCUACAAAAUGAUGCUGUCAACAGCCCAAAAUCAAUCCCAGGCACUGUUCCAAACUUGCAAAAUCUAGAAGAUUGCACACGCUUGGCAGGGAGCAGGGUUCAGGAAGUUGGUUUGUCUACGGUGGAGGUUCCUUUAUCCAUCCUGACCAAUCAGUUAACAAGUACUUGUAUGAUUUCAGGAGUUCCUAAUCAAGGAGAGGAUUCUGAGGAUUUUAAGUAUACUCCAGCUGAUUUGGUUCCAAAGAAAGAAAGCAUGGAUAAUGAUUUGUUUGAAGCACUUAAUAUUCCAUUGCUACAUGCUGAUCAUGGCAUGCCUUUUGCUGAGCAGCUUCCAAAUGCUUUUCAAGAUUGCCUGAUGCAUGAAGGUGAAAGUUCGAGUACUAGAUCCUUGAAUGUUAAGUAUGAAGAUUCGUAUGUCCAGCCUCCAUCAGGGGAUGACUUGUUUGAUGUAUUAGGGGCAGAUUUGAAGAGUAAACUACUAAAUGGGAAAUGGAAUAAUGUGCUUGCUGAGGGACAAGAUUUGAAGAUGCAAAAUCUGGGUAUGGAUACUACGAUUCUUAGGGAUAUGCAGAAUGUGUUUUCUAGUAAUCUUUCUGCUAAUAAACAGAUUUCUGACCGGGGUAUUUACGCUGGGGUGGGAAAGGAUCAUCUUUUGGAUGCUGUGGUUUCUAGUGCCCGUUCUGCUGCGAAACAGAUAUCAGAUGACAAUGUGUCCUGCAGGACGACAUUGACAAAGUUCAGUAACUCAUCUGUUCCUAGUAGCUCUGUUAUUUCCAAUCAAGUGCAAGGGGAGUUACUUGGUGGCCUUCCUAGUUCUCUAUUGAAAGGAGGAACUCUUCCAUCAAGUUCUUAUCGAUCUAGCUGUAGCAAGGAUGAUGCUGGAGCUUGUUCUCAAACUACUAUGUAUGGAUCUCAAAUCAGUUCAUGGGUUGAACUGGCGCAUAAUUCAAGGCAUGAUAGCAGUGUCGCAACUGCAAACUCAAAAAGGAACAAUGAAAUGGUCAAACCAAAUCGCAAAAGGCUAAAACCUGGAGAGAACCCUAGACCCAGGCCAAAAGAUCGCCAGAUGAUCCAAGAUCGAGUGAAAGAGUUGAGGGAAAUUGUACCAAAUGGAGCAAAAUGUAGCAUUGAUGCUCUGCUAGAAAAAACCAUCAAGCAUAUGCUUUUCCUGCAAAGUGUAACAAAGCAUGCAGACAAGUUAAAACAAACAGGAGAGUCUAAGAUAAAGGAAAACUUUGAGGGAGGUGCGACAUGGGCGUUUGAGGUCGGCUCACAAUCUAUGUUAUGCCCUAUUGUGGUUGAGGACCUGAAUCGACCUCGUCAGAUGCUUGUAGAGAUGCUUUGUGAAGAACGGGGUUUCUUCCUUGAAAUAGCCGACUUAAUCAGGGGGUUGGGAUUGACCAUCUUGAAGGGAGUUAUGGAAACUAGGAAUGACAAGAUCUGGGCACGUUUCACUGUGGAGGCUAACAGGGAUGUUACGAGGGUGGAGGUAUUUAUGUCGCUUGUUCGUCUUUUGGAGCAAACUGCAAAGAGCAGCAGCACAUCAUCUGCCAAUGCUUUUGAUAGCAACAACAUGGUGGUUCAGCACACUUUUCCCCAAGCUGCAUCUAUACCAGCAACUGGGGUCCCAAAGCUAAUUAGUGAAGGCCGAAUGCACCAGACAAUUUGGAUGCUCAGGGUUGGCUGCCUGCUUCGAUGGGGAAUCUGGAGAUUGAAGUUUAUUGAAAGACUAGGAUAUGCCUACUGUUAGCCUAACUACCCCAUAAUUAGCCUGAGUUUUGGCCUCAGUUCCCUGGAGUCGACUGGUUUCUUAAAUAGGGCACUGGACCCUACUUUCCAGCAGAGCCUGCAAAAUCUAUGGCAACAUUUUAUGUAUAUAUAAGUAUUUUUGGUGCAAAACAGAUCCUAAUUUGAGAAUAAAGGAAGAAGCAACUGUAGACUGAUUUUUAAA
Gossypium arboreum is the source of this 3790-nucleotide messenger RNA. RefSeq names its product transcription factor LHW. The transcript has 11 exons. Gene Ontology annotation, molecular function: DNA-binding transcription factor activity; protein dimerization activity. Lineage: Eukaryota; Viridiplantae; Streptophyta; Magnoliopsida; Malvales; Malvaceae. Bases 764 to 3589 code for a protein of 941 amino acids. The record is from RefSeq and is a predicted model, not a curated record. Gene Ontology annotation, biological process: regulation of DNA-templated transcription.